Messenger RNA from Pneumocystis carinii B80, 1802 nucleotides. RefSeq lists its product as hypothetical. Gene Ontology annotation, molecular function: protein-macromolecule adaptor activity; ubiquitin protein ligase binding. Gene Ontology annotation, biological process: ubiquitin-dependent endocytosis. The transcript is spliced from 9 exons. NCBI's taxonomy places the organism in Eukaryota, Fungi, Ascomycota, Pneumocystomycetes, Pneumocystales, Pneumocystaceae. Bases 44 to 1756 code for a protein of 570 amino acids. Gene Ontology annotation, cellular component: cytoplasm; cytosol; plasma membrane. The record is from RefSeq and is a predicted model, not a curated record.
AACACAGAUUUUACAGAUUUUUUAAGUUUAAGCUCAUUAAAAGAUGAAUAUCUCUGGAAAAUUACAAAAUACAAUCUCUUUAUUUGAUAUAAGGCUACAAACACCUCUUCCAUAUAUUAUUAUAUUACGUGGGAAUAAUACAGAGGCAGAAGGUGUUACAGUGAAUGGCAGCGUUGUAUUAUCUAUAAAUGACUCUAUUUCUGUUAAAUCUAUUAUAUUUCGUUUUUAUGGAGUGAAUAAAGUCAAAUGGACAGAAAUGGUGAUGUCAUCAGCAAGAAUGCCGGUAGAACGUAAUCAGAAGCAAAAAUCUCUUGUUUUUGAGAAGGAAAUUUCUCUUUUCCCGAUUAAUGGGACAAAAACUAUUGGAAAAGGGAAUCAUGAAUUUCCCUUUGAAAUUCAUAUUCCUGGGGAUAUUCCAGAGUCAGUUGGGCCUUAUGAACAAGGAGAUUCUAUGGGAUUUCUUGUCUAUAAGAUGAAAGUCACAAUAGAAAGACCUGUAUUUCUUUCAAAUAUUGUUUAUAGAAAACAUGUUCAUAUUAUACGUACUUUACCGCCUUUUUCACUAGAUUCUAUUCAUGCAAUGUAUGUUGAAGAUACAUGGCUAAACAAAAUUGAAUAUAACAUUAAUAUUCCUACAAAAGCCUGUGAAGUAGGCAGUAUAAUUCCUAUUGAUAUGCGGUUUGUACCUUUGAUAAAAAACCUUAGGAUCUUAAAGAUUACAUGUUCUUUAAGGGAAUAUAUUACUUUAAAAAUUACAUCUGGAUAUCAUGGUAUGCCAUCAAAAUAUGAAAUUACUCGUCAGAUUUCAGUUUGUAAGAUUAAAAAUGUACCAAAAAACAAUGACGAAUGGAAAUUGCAAAAAGAUAUAGCUAUACCAAGUUCAUUAUCAUCAUGUAUUCAAAAUUGUGAUGUUAAACAUAUUAAAGUGAGACAUAAAUUGAAAAUUAUAGUUACCCUUAUUAAUCCAGAUGGUCAUAUUUCUGAGCUUCGUGUUUCUUUACCUAUCAUUAUUCUUAUACCACCCGCCUUGCUUAUUAAUAAUGAUUAUUAUGUAUAUCUAUCUACACUAGAACUUCAACUUCCAAGCUAUGAUAAGCAUAUUUAUGAUCGUAUUUGGGAUGGAGUUUCUUCUAUACAUAGAAAUCAAUCUAUUUCUCAUGAAACAACAACACCAUUACAUAUUACAAACAAUUCAACAUAUUCUCAUUAUGCAAAUCCUACAGGAUCUUCGUCUAAUGAUUCUGAAAGACAGCCAUAUGUUGAAGAAUUGCAAAAUACUACUCAGGAUCAAGAAAAUGAUCAUAAUCAAGCCAAUAAUCAUUCAAGUCAAUAUUUAACACCUUCUAACACAUCAGGUAUAAUUCCACCUAGUGAUUCAACUAAUCAGGCAUCGUUACAUGAAUCUGAAGUUCAUCAUGAUCUUUCUAGACCAUUUUCUCCAGAAAUUAAUGGUCAUUCUUUAAAUACAAUUACUCAAUCUGAUAUUCAACAAACAUCUCAACAAGAGGAAAAUACUUUUGUCAAUAAUCUUUCUCAAGUUCCAUCUUAUUAUGUUGCAAAUCAUCAUGUUUCUAUCAUUGCUACACCUAUUAGUCAGUCUCUUCCUACUUAUGAAGCGUCUGUCUCUAAUCCACAAGAAAAUAUCAAUCAAACAUCAACAAGACAGCCUAAACAAACACUACGUCAUCGUUUAUUUCCUUUCAAACUUCAUGCUAAUAGAUUUUUCAAAGUUCUUUUUAUUCAACAUCGAACAUAAGCUCUUUAAGUGACUUGAUCAGCCAUGUAAUUUCAUAUAUAUACUG